GAGUCCGUAUUGGGAACAUGUGAAAGAAGCUUGGGCAAUGACCAAACACAGAACAAACUUAUUAUUUCUCUUCUACGAAGAUUUGAUAAAAGAUUUACCUGGAAACAUCAAAAAAGUCGCCGAGUUCUUCGGUAAAGUUUACAGUGAUGAGCAGAUUGUUAAAUUAGCGGAACAUUUGAAAAUAGAGAAUUUCCGAGAAAAUCCUAUGGUAAAUAUUAAUUCUAUAAAAGGGUUUAUUCGACAAGGAAAGAUAG
Molecule: messenger RNA, 254 nt
Organism: Wasmannia auropunctata (little fire ant)
Lineage: Eukaryota; Metazoa; Arthropoda; Insecta; Hymenoptera; Formicidae
Product: sulfotransferase 1C2-like
Exons: 2
Biological process (GO): sulfation
Cellular component (GO): cytoplasm
Molecular function (GO): sulfotransferase activity
Source: RefSeq, a predicted model, not a curated record